GCUGUCAAUAGUGUCAGUGUCAAUUGCUUUGUGAGGCGUGGAAAUGAAAAGUGAUCGAUUGAUGUAAUUUGUGCUCGUGAGAUAAUUGCUUGACCUAAUAAAGAGAAAUUGUAUAAAGAGAAAAGCUUUCAUAUUGCUGUAGAACCGGUUCAACGACUAAUUCAUAAUGUCGGAGACGCGGAAGAACCAUCACAAUAUAGAUGGGGGGCAAGUGAAUGAGGACGACCACGUCGCCUCAUACAAGCCAAUUCCGGAGUCCGAUGCAGGAUUCCGCACAUCCAAGUCGAGCCUGGGCAAGUCCAAGGAGAAGGUCGACGAAGCCGAAGAGCGUCUGCUGAAGGGUGACCUGGGCGAGAAAGUCGUGUGCGUGGACAUGGCCGACGCCAAAUAUGUCGUCGGGGACCACAGGAAUGGCGACGCCAAGAUUGAGCUGGACGCUAACAAGAGACAAUAUUCCGGCUUGACGAAAGAGGAACUACUCAAAUAUGCCGACGAUCCGUUCUGGGUGCGCUUGCGCUGGUUCAUGUUCGUGCUGUUCUGGGCCCUGUGGCUCGCCAUGCUGGCCGGGGCCGUCGCGAUCAUCAUUAGAGCCCCGAAGUGCUCGCCGCCGCCUCCGAAGAAGUGGUUCGAGAAAGGUCCCCUUGUAGAUUUGACUCCCCUAGACAGCCUGCCAGAAAUCGAAGAGAAGCUGCCACUCCUGGGAGCUAACAAAGUCCAGGGUGUGUUCGUGGACGCUGUGCCGACGUACGAGGUGCUGGAGGAGCCUGAGCUGGUGGAGCAGAUCAAGCAGUUGGUUGAGAAGGCCAAGAGUUAUGGUGUCAAGGUGAUCGUGGACCUUACCCCGAACUUCGUGUCCAACGCGUCUAAUUGGUUCCAACUGAGCGCCAACCGGUCCGAGGAGUAUGAUGACUACUUCAUCUGGAGCAAGCCCACGGAGUAUGACGCGGCUGGUAAUCCGAUACCGCCUAACAAGUGGGUGUCAACGUUAAACGAGCCGGCGUGGACGCUGCACCCGGAACGCAAGGAGUUCUACCUCCACCAGUACCGCGCCGACCAGCCGGACCUGAACUUCAGGAACGAGGCCGUCAAGAAACACUUCGACGAUGUUCUUAAUAUAUAUGUGAACGCCGGAGUGGGAGGCGUGAGACUCGUCCACGCCCGCCAAGCCCUAGUCAACGCGUCGCUACAGGACGAGGAGAAGGACACGUCUCACCGCGCCCUGGGCGCCACCCACGACUCGUACGCGUUCUGGCGGCACCGGCGCACGCGCGACCAGCCGCAGCUGGCCGCGCUGCUGGCCCGCUGGGGCGCCGUCGUCAACCCGGACUCUGCUGGUAUGUCGUCUAUGUAUGCCAUGCUAGUUUGGCAGCGAGGAGGAUUGCUUCGGCUACUGCGAUUUCUGAGCAGUUUGGAACCCAAUUCAAAUGUAAAUCUACUACCACCAGCGGAGCGCGUGUUCACACUGCGCGAGUCGACUCGCCCCGAGCUGCACCUGCUGCGGCACAAUGUGACCCUCUCGCCGCCCAGCGCCGCGCCCGUGCCCGUGCUGCCGGAAGGCGCCGACACCGCCGCUGAAAUACUUAAUACUUAUUUGAACACUGACAAUUGGAACGCUUUACAGUUGACAGGAGACUCUGAAGUGGAGUGGGCUGAGUUUGCGUUACUGCUGCCCGCCGCGCCCGUCAUCGACCUCUCUCAGCUCGACGAAGAGGACAACGCUACGUCGCGCGGCGUCUUGUCACAUUUAGUGCCCAUUCGCGAGGACGCGAGCAUCCAGCACGGUCACACCAUCUUCAGGACUGUGAACACCACCAGUGGAGUGAAGGUGCUUGUGGUUGCCAGAUGGAAGGCGGGCCACACGGGCUACCUGUCGGUGCUGAACCCGAGCCCCCGCGCGGGCGAGGCGGCGCUGGCGCUGCCGUCCGUGCCGGCGACGCUCUCCGUGCACCACGUCACCGCCGGCGCAGCCGCCGCUAAUUACACAAACCACAUGUCGGUAGACAGAGACUCCGUUCUCGUCCCGGCCAAGACUGCCCUGAUCCUGUCUUACGUUCCGGGACAAUUCCCGGAAGACUAAAACUGUCUUACGGAUUGUCAAAACUGUCUCAGUAAGCUGGACCAGCCGCUUGCGCACUGUAGCGCGGUUAUUUCGCAUUCCUUUUUUUAUAGACACGUAAUAAAUAUCAGUUUUGAAGCAUUUUGUGUUUAA
Amyelois transitella is the source of this 2209-nucleotide messenger RNA. RefSeq lists its product as uncharacterized. Gene Ontology annotation, biological process: carbohydrate metabolic process; amino acid transport. The coding region runs from base 167 to 2077 and encodes 636 amino acids. NCBI's taxonomy places the organism in Eukaryota, Metazoa, Arthropoda, Insecta, Lepidoptera, Pyralidae. The transcript has 12 exons. The record is from RefSeq and is a predicted model, not a curated record.